This is a messenger RNA of Brassica napus (rape), 639 nucleotides long. Its product is annotated as thioredoxin H1. The transcript has 3 exons. Lineage: Eukaryota; Viridiplantae; Streptophyta; Magnoliopsida; Brassicales; Brassicaceae. The coding region runs from base 123 to 467 and encodes 114 amino acids. The record is from RefSeq and is a predicted model, not a curated record.
AAAUAUAUUGAUGGCAAAGCUGUAAUUUUAGGUGUCCUGGCAUCCUAUAUUUGAAAAAGGAAGAGGAGAAACAUAAACAGAACACAAAGAGACAGAGCAGAUCUGUGGAAAGAAAGCGAAAGAUGGCUGGUGAAGAAGGACAAGUGAUCGCAUGUCACACCGUGGAGGCAUGGAAUGAACAACUCCAAAAGGGCAAUGACUCUAAAACUCUUGUGGUGGUUGAUUUCACGGCGUCUUGGUGUGGGCCAUGUCGUUUCAUAGCUCCAUUCUUUGCUGAUUUGGCUAAGAAACUCCCUAAUGUGAUGUUCCUCAAGGUUGAUAUUGAUGAACUAAAGUCAGUGGCGAGUGACUGGGCGAUUGAGUCGAUGCCAACAUUCAUGUUCAUGAAAGAAGGGAAGAUUGUGGACAAAGUUGUUGGAGCCAAGAAAGAUGAGCUUCAGUCUACUAUUGCCAAGCACUUGGCUUAACUAAACCUUUUAUAUGUCUUGUCUUAAGAUAUUGAAUUCAUUGCUUUUUAUGUACUCUUGAGAUGUUUUGACUUGUUCCCUCUUUGUUAUGAUGAUUCCUGUUUAAUCUCGUCUGAUAAGAUUGUGACUUUCUAGUGAGUUUGUUUAAUUAUGAUUUUGUUUUGUUUAUCCA